This is a messenger RNA of Caenorhabditis sp. 36 PRJEB53466, 1148 nucleotides long. The record is from the annotation of a GenBank genome assembly. Lineage: Eukaryota; Metazoa; Nematoda; Chromadorea; Rhabditida; Rhabditidae.
AUGUGGUGGUCGGCUCGGCAAGUCGGUAAAUCAGAGUGAAUCGGGCGAACCGCUCCUAUCCGUCAACUUUUUUUGCUUCGAUAUCACUGAUAGCGCCGCAAAUAAAUUCUCGAGCUCAACUGGAUUGAUCAAGAAGACUACGGUAAUUAGUUUAAGAAAUAUGUGGGAGGAAGAGAAAGCAUGUGCUCGCAUCAGAAGCAGGAUAAGAAAGAUAUCACUCGUGAGCCACGCCCAGUACGGUUUAACGUAUAAAAUCAGAGGAGCGCGGCCUGAAUUCAUUCCUCUGCUGCUGCUCUGCCACCCGGACACUUCCUUCAAACUCGACAUCUCUGGAAACGUGAGUCGUCAAGUGAAUCUAGAAAUUGUAUACCGUAAAUGCCGUAUUAGAAAGGACUACAUUGUAUAUUAGUGGUUCGUAGGGUAUUACGUGCUUUUUCACUUUUCUACAACUUUUUCGACUUUGAUUCCUGAUAUUUCUACUUUUUACACCUUCCCAAUUGCACUUCUUCCAAUCUCUGUGUUUAGAGUUCGUUCGUCCGCAGCCAUGUGGUCCUACCGACCUCAUCUGCUGUUCCUGAUCCUUCUCGCGUCACCGACUUGGGUCUUCGGCUUUUACUAUGGGCUGCUCCUCAAAGAAGCAACAUCAAUAAUUCAUUUCUUUGGUAAUGUGACUUGCUUGAAGGGACACCCUUUCAUCUUCGAUAUCACCGUCGAGGAAGAUGACAUCGGACGAUUGUAAGUUUCAACUUUAUAACUUCAAUAUUCUUUUUGACUUAGCAACGAUGAUUUUGUUUUCUAUGAAAGAAGAUCAAGAAGCAAUGAUGCGGGCGUCGGAUUCUAUGAACGAAAUGCGACAUUGUAUGGAGACGGCUUUUUCAACCUUGUAAUUGAAAUUACCAUUAUAGACAUAAAAACCAUUUUUCAGGGUUACUAUGACUUCAGAUUUACUGUCAAGCAUACGUGCCAUCACUCGGAAGGCUAUAGGUGGUUAUUUAAUCAUUUUGAGACACAGGCAGCGAUUAUAAAUGGGUAUGUGUAAAAAUGUUACCUUAUGUUGCAUGCAUUUUGUUUUCAGGGUUUACGAUGUAAAGUUGGAUAUUGUGCUAGAUGGGUGGCCAGGGCAAUGCUCUUAUUAUAUGAAGGUCUGA